AUGCCCCUUCUCGUUUCGCUUUUAAUUCUUUAUUUGAUCGUAACGCCAUGGUGGCCCAUUAUUCUACUGUACUUAACGUGGUUUAUUUAUGAUCAUAAAUCUCCUAAAUGUGGUGGUUACCCGUCAACAUGGUGUCGUACUCAGUCUAUUCACAAAUAUUUUGCGAGAUAUUUUCCAAUUCAUUUACACAUAACUACUCCCUUGGCACAUGGAAAAAAUUACCUUAUUGGCUCGCAUCCACAUGGAAUUAUUUCGAUGAAUACAUAUGCUAAUUUCGUAACCAACGGUACCGGACUAUUUGAAAAACUUCCUGGAAUGACUGUUCGAGUGUGUACAUUGGUAUCGCAAUUCUGGAUACCACUACGUCGCGAAUGGGCAAUGCUACAUGGAUUAAUUGAUUGCAGUAAAGAGAGCUUACAUUAUGUGCUGAAUAGCUCUAUCAACAACAUUGUUGUACUUAUCGUAGGAGGAGCAGAAGAAGCGCUGGAUGCACAUCCCGGUAGCCAUAUGUUAACACUCAGUAAACGAAAAGGCUUCAUAAAAAUUGCAAUAGAAACGGGUGCCCAACUAGUGCCAAUGUACUCUUUUGGGGAAAACGAACUUUUCGAACAGGUAAACAAUCCUGAAGGGUCUUCUUUACGGUGUUUUCAAAGUAAAUUGAAGAAAAUUAUGAAAUGCUCUUUGCCAAUAUACCAUGGCUGUGGAUUAUUCAGCAAUUUUGGGCCGCUUCCUUAUAACAAACCCAUCGACACUGUUAUUGGGACACCCAUACCUGUGAUCAAAAAGAAAAAUCCAACAGAAGAAGAAAUAGAUCGCCUCCAUGAACAUUACAUCAACGCCUUGACUACACUCUUUGAGACUUACAAAACCCAAUUCGGAGUACCAAAAAAUGCUUCGCUGAUUAUUCGAUAG
Messenger RNA from Brugia pahangi, 912 nucleotides. The record is from the annotation of a GenBank genome assembly. Lineage: Eukaryota; Metazoa; Nematoda; Chromadorea; Rhabditida; Onchocercidae.